AACAAAUCCUCAGCGGAGUUCAAGCAAUUAAGUGACAACGUUACCACGGCGCUCAACACAAUCUAUUCAGAGAAAUAUGGAGCUGCCUUCAAUCGAACUUUCAUCAAAGGCUUCCGUCAAGGAUCCGUUGUUGUCGAUGCUGUUCUGAUAUUCAAUAAUGGGACUACACUGCCUAAUGCCAGUUCUGUGGCGAAAACUUUGGAGACUGCUUCGUCCAGCUCAAAUUUUUCCCUCAGUGUCAACACAUCUUCUAUUACUGCAUCUGGACCAGUAAAUGUAACCACAUCGCCACCAGUCUCCACAAUGCCACCAGCUCCAGCAACAAUGGAGCCAAAAAUUGAGCUGGGAUUUAAGUUGCAGCAAAACUUUACAUCACAACUUACAAACAAAUCCUCAGCGGAGUUCAAGCAAUUAAGUGACAACGUUACCACGGCGCUCAACACAAUCUAUUCAGAGAAAUAUGGAGCUGCCUUCAAUCGAACUUUCAUCAAAGGCUUCCGUCAAGGAUCCGUUGUUGUCGAUGCUGUUCUGAUAUUCAAUAAUGGGACUACACUGCCUAAUGCCAGUUCUGUGGCGAAAACUUUGGAGACUGCUUCGUCCAGCUCAAAUUUUUCCCUCAGUGUCAACACAUCUUCUAUUACUGCAUCUGGACCAGUAAAUGUAACCACAUCGCCACCAGUCUCCACAAUGCCACCAGCUGCUAAUACUACAGCUGCCCCCAAUGCAACAGGCGCUACCACUGCUGCAUCAACAAAUCCUCCCACAUCUAGUGAAGGAACGAUUGGCCUUAAGUUUAGUCUCAACCAAACAUUUACAUCAGAUCUUGCAAACUCAUCCUCAACGGCGUUUCAGAAUUUGACUGCAGACGUGGUCCGGGAGCUAAACAAAGUGUGUACAAGUCUGUAUGGGUCAUCAUUCCUUCGCAGCAUUGUUCACACAUUCACGAAUGGAUCAGUGGUUGUUAACACCACCCUUGUGUUCAAAGAUAAGAGCUCAGUUCCAUCAGCAAGCAAUGCAACUUCACAACUCAGCAGUGCACUUACGAGCAACUCCUCCCUGAACGUUGUAUCAGGCAGCGUUGAUGCAACUUCUUCUUCUGUUGCUGUUACAACUGCUGCACCAUCUACAUCAACCACCAUUGCAUCAACCAAUCCCCCUACAUCCAGUGAGGGAACCUUUGGACUUAUUUUUAGUCUCAACCAAACAUUUACUACCGAUCUCUCCAACUCAUCCUCAGCAGCAUAUCAGACUUUGGCUGCAAAAGUGGUCAAAGAGCUAAACAAAGUGGGUACAAGUCUUUUUGGAUCAUGUUUCCUUCGCUCCAUCGUGAACACAUUCACGAGCGGAUCAGUGGUUGUCAACUGCACCCUUGUUUUCAAAGAUAAGAACUCAGUUCCUUCAGCAAUCAAUACAACUCAACAAAUCAUUAGUGCACUUAUGAGCAACUCCUCCCUGGACAUUGUCCCAGGCGCAUCUUCAAGCAGCCCUCCUCAGCCCACAAUGGGCUCACUGGUAGUCUUCUCAUUAACACUGCUGGCUGUAGCACAGAUGCUGAUAGACUUAUAACUGAAACCCAAAGUUGACACACUAACAUUGGCAAUAGCUUAUGCUAUGCUAUCAAGUUUGGGAAAAAGCAAUGUAACACUGAAUUGAAAACAAGACGUAACAAGUGUGCAUAAUGAA
Cyclopterus lumpus (lumpfish) is the source of this 1683-nucleotide messenger RNA. Its product is annotated as mucin-5AC-like. NCBI's taxonomy places the organism in Eukaryota, Metazoa, Chordata, Actinopteri, Perciformes, Cyclopteridae. The transcript has 15 exons. The record is from RefSeq and is a predicted model, not a curated record. Bases 304 to 1566 code for a protein of 420 amino acids.